GUAAAGAAAGAUAUCGAUUACAUUAUUCGUACAUUAUUACAUUAUUAGCAAGAUAUAUUUUAUUGAAUUUGGACCGUUAUGGGUAAAAAUGAUUACUGUGCUGUAUAUGGAUGCAGUAAUGGAAGAAACAGUCCCGAUAAGUUGAUCAUAAUGUCUCAUGUUGGCAUUCUACGAUGGCAUUCUCCUAAAACUGAGAAAGAUGCUAAAAGCUUGGAGAAGGCUUUGAAUCGGGGUGGUAAAUUCAAAAUCUCUAUGUCAACGAAAGUUUGCUCGAACCAUUUUGCUGCUGGGUAUUGUUCCGAUAUAUGCAGAAUACCGACGUUAUAUAUGAAAGGUUAUCAAUCAAAUCCGACGAAACGUUCACUACCAACUGAAAGAUCUUCACUUUUACCACCACCUAAAGCACGGCAAGUUUUUCGUGAUGGAUCUGAUGACUUGAAUUUAUGCGACGUACCAUCACAAACACCUUUUUUGAACGGCCAUGAUUAUGACAACGCCAUAGAUAAUGAACAAUGUUCUCGUAGUAAAAUUUAUGAAAAUUGUGAUUCGUGCACUUCGAAGCAAAACAAAACUGUUACCAUUAUACGUCAACAAAUAAAAAACAAGCUCAAACGUAUUCUUCAUACAAAUCUAAAAAUACUUGGAAAAAACUGUUGUCGAUCACACCUUGUGGAACAAUUUCGUUCAUUUCAAAAUGCUAUGGUGGGUGUGCUUCAGAUCGGUAUAUAACAGAAACUUGUGGCAUUCUUGAGAAAAUUAACCCCGGUGACAACUUGAUGGCAGAUAAAGGUUUUAAUAUAAGUGAUCUGUUGGUUGGAAGAGGAUCAAAAUUGAUUAUUCCUCCGUUCUUGAAGGAUAAAAUUCGUUUUACCAGAAAAAACUGCAAUCGAACCUCUAAUAUAGCUAAGGCUAGAAUACACGUGGAAAGGGCAAUAGCUCGAAUCAAAGACUUUCGUAUACUCCAAGGUGCAAUACCAGUUACAAUGAAAGAUUUAUUGGAUGAUAUUUUUGUCAUUUGUGCUGCCAUCACUAACUUAGCUCCACCUCUUGUGCCAUUGUAAAUGUUUUAACCUUAGGUAUUUUCAAGAAAAAAAAUUGUUAAUAUA
Hydractinia symbiolongicarpus is the source of this 1106-nucleotide messenger RNA. RefSeq lists its product as uncharacterized. The record is from RefSeq and is a predicted model, not a curated record. Lineage: Eukaryota; Metazoa; Cnidaria; Hydrozoa; Anthoathecata; Hydractiniidae. The transcript is spliced from 2 exons. Bases 79 to 729 code for a protein of 216 amino acids.